AUGGCUACCAGUAAGUUGGAUCAGUUUCUGGAAAAUGUUGAUGACAAGGUCUUAGAGUGUACCAUCUGCUUUAAGAGACUUCAAAAUCCAAAAUCCCUCAACUGCCUCCAUAGUUUCUGUUUGGCAUGCCUGGAAGAUUGGGUUAAGGAGAAGGGUAAGCUGACUUGCCCAACUUGCUCAAAAUUAUAUCCAAUUCCGGAGGGUGGGCUUGAGAAGCUUCCACCAAAUACCUUUCUAAAUAAUUUAUUAGAAACUAUCGAACAAUUUUCAGAGAGAGAUCAGAUGAAAUGUAGUGUUUGUGAAAAGGAUGAACAGGUAAAAUACUACUGCCAGGAUUGCAGACAGUACUUGUGCUCUACUUGUAGCGACUAUCAUAAGAAGUAUGGACUCUUUAUAAAUCACAAGUUACAUUUAAUGGUGGAUGUGCAAUCAAUGAGUCCCUCUGAGAUGACUUUGUUACAUCCGCCUCAGUGUUCACAUCACAAAACUUCAGCCACCUUGGAAAAAUCUGCCCAACACUUUGUCAACAAAUUAGAAGAUGGUCUCAAAGCUGUUAUUCAGAAUGCUACAAAAUUAGACCAAUGUAAAGACACAUGUUUGAGAGACAUAGACAAUCAUGUUGAAGAAAUAUUCAAAAAAGUAAAGGAGAAUAGAGACAAAAUGAAAAACGAAGUAGAGACAAUCUACAAAAGAAAAAAGAAGAGUGAUGAAGGCACUGCAAUGCAGUCAAGUGAAACAGUAGUUACAGCACUCAGGGACAGAAUCAAUGAAUUACCAAAAACAGAGCCAGAUGAUAAUGGAGAAAUUUACUACUUCAUAGACAAACAGCAAAUGACUUCAUUGAGACAAUGUGCUAUAGGGACU
Anneissia japonica is the source of this 864-nucleotide messenger RNA. Its product is annotated as tripartite motif-containing protein 2-like. The record is from RefSeq and is a predicted model, not a curated record. Gene Ontology annotation, biological process: positive regulation of DNA-templated transcription. The annotation marks the transcript as partial. The transcript has 3 exons. Gene Ontology annotation, cellular component: chromatin; nucleoplasm. Gene Ontology annotation, molecular function: ubiquitin-protein transferase activity; zinc ion binding. Lineage: Eukaryota; Metazoa; Echinodermata; Crinoidea; Comatulida; Comatulidae.